Vigna radiata var. radiata (mung bean) is the source of this 2032-nucleotide messenger RNA. RefSeq lists its product as uncharacterized. The record is from RefSeq and is a predicted model, not a curated record. The transcript has 8 exons. The coding region runs from base 120 to 1667 and encodes 515 amino acids. Gene Ontology annotation, molecular function: DNA-directed DNA polymerase activity. Lineage: Eukaryota; Viridiplantae; Streptophyta; Magnoliopsida; Fabales; Fabaceae. Gene Ontology annotation, cellular component: delta DNA polymerase complex; nucleus. Gene Ontology annotation, biological process: DNA replication; DNA synthesis involved in UV-damage excision repair; nucleotide-excision repair, DNA gap filling.
GAUCUCUCUCAGAACAGUGGAUUAAAGAAGUGGAUGAUAUGCAUACAUUGGCGGGAAAACAAAACGGGGGAAAUAAAAACGAAAACCCCUAACUCUGAUUUUCUCAUUUUUCACUUCCAAUGGCGCAGACCAAAACCCCAACCUUCAUUCACGAGAUCGAAUCUCUCGUCUCCGAUAAACUUCAAGUGGUUUCGUACCAGUGGUUGAGUCGCAAUUAUAUGGUAUCGGCCAAUGAAGCGAAGAGGGUCCUUCAGGAGUUUGUACAAAAGCAUGAGGGUGGGUUGGAGGUGGUGUAUGCUUUGUCUGGUUGGUUAAAGAGCAAGGAUCCUAACUACGGCAUAAGGCUUGUUACUGGGCCAAAGCUUGCAGAAGCACAACAAGAAUUUGAUGGGGAUUGCUCAGUUCAGGUAUAUAGUGUGCAAGCUAGCAUUCCAAAGGACCCAGCUAUGCUUCGGAAUGCUGAAUUUGUUCAAGCAGAGGAGCUCUUUAAGCAGCCUUCCUCUGUUGACAAUUGUUUGAGGGACUAUAGGUUCUGUGGGAUCUCCAAUUUUUUUGUAACACGGAAGGUAGACGGCUCAACAGUAGUUUCUGCAGCACCACAAUCAAAAUCUGCAGUAGGUGAGGGACCAAGAAAGAGUAACACAGUUCAGAAAUCUCCUAAAACUAUAGCACAUGAUUCUAUUGACAAAGUUGAUGCCAAACCGCAGAAUGUGAUUAAAGAAGUCAAGAGUGAAAGCAAUGGUAUAGGGAAUACUGUAGCUCUUGAUAACAUCAACAAACCUAUAGCAGAGAAAGAAAAGGCCCUUCCCUUGCCCACAGGCAAAAAGAAAGUACCAGCUGAUAAAAGUGGUUCUGUUGCUAGAGGUUCAUUAGCAAGCUUUUGGGGCGGUGCAUCAGCAAAACCCAAGCCUUGCACGCCAUCAGUAGAAAAUAAUAACACAGUUUCAAAUCCUGCUGUAUCUACUGAAAAUGCACAAACUGCUUGUGAGGAAGAGUGUGACAGUGGUAUUGAUGAUAAUCAAAGUGUCUCCGUGAGAAGGUCAUCCAACAGAAAAAGAAGGGUUGUCUUUGAUUUCUCAGAUGAAGAUGAAGAUGAUGUUGUCAAUUUAGCUUCACCUGAUUUCCCAAAUAAACAAUCAUCUCAAGAUUCUAGACAAGAUGACAAAAACACAUCAGAGAAAACCAAUUUGAAUUUUGAUUCACAGGAAGAAAAUAAAUCAAGGGUUAAGGAAGAGAGAGAAACGGACCAAAAGGCUCACCUGCCAUUGGGAGAUAAUGUAUCAGCUAUCAGCAAGUGCACAAAUACAGGGAAACCAUCUUCUGAGAAGUUGCAGAGUGGUGCUCCAGAAGCUCGUGUAAAUAAGGAUAGUGUAAACAAUGCCGCUCCUUGUUCUCCUAAGAGGAGAAAAGUGAUGAAAACCAGGAUUGAUGAACGAGGGAGAGAAGUAGUUGAAGUUGUCUGGGAAGGGGAGGAGACAGAAGUGAAGAAACCUGACAAGGUUACAACAAAGAAUACUGAUAGUAAAACCAAUGCUGCCAACAGUGCUCCAGUAACUAAGAAACCGCCAGCCAAUUCACAUGCUAAUAAUGGAAAAGGAGGAAACAAGAAAGCAGGAAACAAGGAUCCCAAACAGGGCAAUCUAUUUUCUUUUUUCAAGAAAGUUUAAGAACUUGACAGUUGUUCAGAAGAGAUGAUCUUCUGAAAGGAUCAUUCAUCAAUGCAGUUCCUUUAUGAUGUGAGGAUAUUGCAUCAUACGUAGUUCUGGUUUGUAAUUUCGAUGCAGGAAUGAUUUCACUGUAAGCUUGACGUGUAAUUGUUCACCUGGCGCACGCAUUUGUUAGAAAAGCACUAUUGUUCCCUGAGAAUAUGUAGUUAACGUUCAGGUCCGGACACUGAAUGGGACUGUUUUUGGCAACUAAUGGUUUGGGUUGCUUGAGGUUCUAUCUAAACUUAGGUUAAAUGAAACUCUGUAAAAUACGAUUUUCAUAGCAUCAUUUUAUUUAACUACUUUCGUUUACUGGAGGCAGGAAA